Messenger RNA from Ectocarpus sp. CCAP 1310/34, 1577 nucleotides. The record is from the annotation of a GenBank genome assembly. Lineage: Eukaryota; Phaeophyceae; Ectocarpales; Ectocarpaceae.
GCUGUGGGCUUACCCACCACCUACCCGGCACUGUUCCUCAUCAGGGCAACAGCAGAGAGAUAGAUAAGGGUACCAUGACAACUCUGAAGGACGGAGGGAGAAACGAUCGGCUCAGCUGGAGCAAGAGAGCAGAACAUAGAUUACGGGAGGAGCUGAAGGAGAUCGCUCUGAAGAGGUGCGACGACAGCGUGGCCAAGUUUGCCGCGUGCGCCAGGGAGAAGGGGAUGCUGGUCGUGUUCUCCUGCAGGGAACAAAACGCCUUGAUGAACUCGUGCCUCAACCAGCACACCAACGAAGAGAGCUUCGACCGCUACAAGUUCGAACGAGAAAUCGAGCUGCACCGGGAGACUCAAGCUGCCAAGUCACCAUAGGGACAACUUAUGUAUCUGCAGGUUAACUUAACUUCAACUGUAGGCUCUGAUUUGAUCCUUCUCGUAGCGUAAGCGUGUGGAGUUUCCAGUGCCGUUUUUGUUUGCUUCCUGAACUGACCGGAAAAGCUGCCGCACGGGGGCGUGUAAGACACCGCGAUUCUCUGUACACACGAGCCCACGUCAAUGCUUGAAAAUACCUGGUACACCGAGAUGUGGGACAAUGCGGACUGUCUCGCACGCCGCCUGCCGUCGGAUGUUGGUCAAGAUAGCGUCUGCACUUUGGAACCAUACUCUUGUUUUGGCCCAGACUGGGCUUCUUUAUUUUCCUCAUGUGGGCUACAAAUAGCUCCUACUUCGUAUUUCAAAGAAUGAUGUUCUUAGCUGCCUAGCUUUGGCCGAGGCUGGUUUUCUUACAGUUCCUCACUUGGGCUACAAAUGGCCGCUAUUAGUGUAGGUCACGAAUGGUCCUCAAAUCUCUCAUGCGUGAUUAUAAACAUUUUGAGAGUGAAAUAGUGAAACUCUUAGAUGCCAAGUUCUUAGGUGCGGAGGCGCUAUCUGUAUCGCGUUGCUCAGCCGGUUUUGAAACACGGCGUGUUGUCUCACUUGUGUUGUCGUUCAACGUGUGCUUCUGGAGAAGGUUGGUGCCGUCCUUCUUUGGCAAUCUCGUUAGGACGAGAAAUUCUCAAGUCUUGUUGCAGGAUUGGCUUUCGAUGCAUAUGAAGACUGUGAGGGAGGGAGGGAGGGAGUCAUGCCGCUUUUCGCUGUUGCAUCUAAACGUUAGCACUGUUCAUGUAUCUCUCUUGUCCGGAUAAAUUGAUUGAGAGAGAUAAAGGGCGCAUGGUGGAUAUGAAGGGUCGCCCCCGCCCCCCCUUUCUGCUUUGCACUUUCCCGCCGUGAGACGUUGAAAGAAAGUGCAACAUCCGCCGCUCAUUGGAUGAAGAACCGAUGUUGCAGGUUCAUUCGUCGCGCACCAUGCUAGGGGGGGGGCGGGGCAGCUGUUCAUGUGGUCUCAGUCCCAUGUUUAAGAGCUCGGAAGAAGCAAGAUUUCUGUGGUAGUGGGUUCGUUCUUCAAUCACCAAGGGAGUUGUCCCCAGCGGGCGAUCCCCUGCUGCUGCGGGGAAUGCGGCUACACUUGUAGCACUCCAAUUCACAUGCACCACGACGCGAUUUUCUUCCUCGUGCACGAAGAUACAACUUUUCGAGCGU